AUGACCCGAAAGAAGGGAAAAAAGAGAGACUCACCUGCCACGUAUGAUGCCGCCACUUUAGCCGAAGCACGCGAUCUUCAGGCCCAAGAGCUGGAAGUACUGCAGGCUAUAUACGACUGUGACUUAGUAGCGCAGAGCUCGACGCCGCUGUACUCGUAUAUCUUCGCUAUCCGGUUGCUGUGUGAGGCAGCUCCAGGCUCCGCCACUACAGCCGAGGUGUUGCUGCACUUCGACUUCACAAGGGCCUACCCGCUCAAACAGCCGCCUAAUAUAACUGUGGAAGCUAAGCACGGACUGUCGGAUACUGAGACGCAGAAAUUACAGCGUGGAAUGGAGACACUUGCGCUUGAAAAGGUCGGAGAUGCCGCGGUUUACGACCUCGUGGUGUUCGCCACAGACUUCAUCCAGGACCACCUCAAGGACCAGUCGUCGUUCUUUGAUCAAAUGAUGACGCGUCAACAAGACAAAGAAACUAAGGAGAAGAUGGCCGAGGACGCUCUGAUACAGCAGCAGGAGGAGCACGCCAGAGCCAAAAGCGAGGAAAUUCUGGCUCUGAUCGACGCCGAGAGGAAGAAGAGAGAGACCAUUAAGAAGACAAGACGGAGGAGGAGACGACACCGAUCUAGCAUUGAUGGAGAGUACGACGGAAGCGACGGAGAGAGUCGAGACGACCUGGAGAGCAUGUCGAGUAUCUACGAACAGCAAACGGAAGCGAGCUCGAAGAAGGAUGACGCCAGUUCGUCAAGUCCAUCGGAUUCAGACUCGGAUACGUCCGAUUUGGAUGCUGCAGCAGCUGCGGAACGAUACCAUUCGAGGUAUCAUGGAGACUUCAAGGAGCUUGGACUGCUGGGACGCGGAGGGGGAGGCGAAGUGGUCAAAACGAUGAAGAAGAAGAUCUUGCGUGAGGUGAAGACUAUCUCGCGAAUGCAACACCGACAUAUCGUUCGGUACUUCCAGGCCUGGAUUGAAGGCGAAAGUGGAAUGUCCAGUGACGACGAAGAAGAGGACAGUGAUUUAAGUGAUCAAGAGAGUGAGCUCAGUGACGCGGUGGUAAGCCUGAAAGAAGAUUUGUAUGGAGAAGCAAGUCUGUCGUCCGAUGGAUUGGGGCCGAUGACCUCUACAGACGAAGAUGAAGACGACUGGUUGGGUACGAUGGGCAGCAGUACAGGACUGUGGUCGACGUCUCGCCAUGACAGUCGCAGUCUCCGCAGUAAUAGCCAUUCAUUCCAUUUUUCUUCGCAUCAUUUAGCGUCCGAGAGCUAUCCAGACGAUGGAUUCGAGUGGGAAACGCUGGAAGAAGCUCCAAUGGAAGUAGUUGAUGACUCCAGCGAAGAUGAAGACGACGGAUAUCAUCAAAAGGUAUUACCACACAGAAGCCCCGUGCCCGAGAAGAAGCGGAAGUUUGAAAAGUUGUACAUCCAGAUGGAAUAUUGUGAAGGUAAUGCUCUCAGAGAGGUGAUCGACAAGGGUGCACUGUGGAAAGACCCGGACAAGAUCUGGACGAUGUUUCGUCAAAUUCUGGAGGCGCUCGUGUAUAUCCAUCGGCAGGGCAUCAUCCACCGCGACAUCAAACCGCCCAAUGUCUUUCUUGAUUCGAAGGGAACAGUCAAGCUAGGAGAUUUCGGUCUAGCUGUUCGGCCUCCCAAGGUGUUGGAAGAUGACAGCAGCAACGACGACUCCUCGCCACCCGGGGAGACUGCGACUGGCGCUAUUUUAUCCGAGUCAACUGGUUCUUCAGCUGCUGAGCUGUAUGGACGCUUGAAGCUCGAGAACUUGGAGAGUACGCGAGUUGUCGGUCGAUCAAGCGUUCAGAAUAGCAAUCUCAUGACGACGAUGUCGGCGGAUGUGGGUGACGGGAACAUUACUGCUGGAGUCGGUACUGCAUUCUAUCGAGCGCCAGAGCAGGAACGAGAAGGUCAGCGAUACAACCAGAAGGCAGACUUGUUCUCUCUUGGAAUUUUGUUCUUUGAAAUGUGGUCGCCGCCAUUUACGACGUUGAUGGAGCGUGCACAAGCACUUACCGGUCUGAGAGAAAGACACGAGCUUCCGGAAGCUUUCACGGCCUCGGAUGAUGUAAAGAAGAUUAUCCUGUGGCUUUGUGAACGUGAUCCAUCCAAGAGACCAAAUGCAAAGGAGCUGCUGGCAAGCUCCUUGUUGCCUGCCAAGAUGGAGGUCGAAGGAUCUUAUCUUCGUGAGGCUCUAGAUACACUCGCGAAUCCGCAAGGCAAGUUUUUCGGACAGCUUAUUGAUGCGCUGGUCUCACAGGAACCUCUCAACCACGUCGACUACACGUACGACCACUUGGAAUCGGUCAAAAUGCGCAGCUACGAGGCCCAGUUGCGCACCAAAACCUAUGUCAGGAAUGUGCUACAGAAAGUGUUUGAGCGUCAUGGAGCUGUCGAAAUGUCGACGCCACUGCUGAUGCCUCGACUUUCGGAGCAGACCUUUAACGGCAUCACUCUUAACGCUCCACCGAACGCAUCCAUGAUGUUAGAUGGAAAUGGCGUGUCGGUGUCGCUGCCGUUUGAUUUGACUGAGAGACUUGCUCGCUUCGUCGCACGACACAACGUUUUACGGCUGAAAUGUUUCCAAUUCGACCGAGUCUAUCGGAAGAGCGUUGGUGGCGGCCAUCCACGAGAGUUUAACGAGUCUGACUUCGACAUUAUUUGGGAUGAUGGAGGUUCGUUCCGUUUCUUGGAGCUGGAGGGAUUGGAAGUCGUGUCGGGCGUGAUCAGAGCGUUGCCCAGUCACCUAGGAUCUUAUUAUCUGCGAUUUAAUGACGCUCGAGUGACGCGCGGUAUUCUCGAUCUGUGUCGCGUUCCAAGCAGUGCACGUCGCGAAGUGCUACGUCUGCUGUCAAACGAAGUGUCGUUCUACGUGCACGCUCGUCCUCCAUCUACGCAAGCUCCUAGCUUGAAACCGAGUCGAUGGAAGUUUGUUGCAAAGCGCUUGAAGCACUACGGCGCGCCACCAAGCGUUAUCGAGGCACUGAAACCUUUUUUUCUCCUGCCAGAAGACUGUCUGACGUCGCUGGAUAUGAUCGAGUUGGAAGUGCAGAAACUGUUUGCAAAGAAUCGAGCUCUAACAACGCGUGACUCGACCACGGAUGGCGAUGCUGCAGACCGAAAGCAGAUACAAAAGCGAGAUGCCCAGCUACGACGUGUUGUGAAGGACGUGAUAGAAGGUAUCACGUCGUUGCGCUUAUUGCUGCAAGGUAUGCAGUUCCUCCAGCUGUCUGGUCCAGUUUGUACACGAUUAGACUUGGGGCUGAGUCCGCGUCCUGAACGGUAUUCGUCAGGCUUCAUCUUCCAGGCUAUUCUACUUGAAGAGUCCACAAAUGGUGGUAAUAAUGGCGGCAAAAUUGCAUCGUUAUUAGUGGCAGCGACAGAUAACCAGAUCAUCAUUGCCGAGGGUGGACGCUACGACGCUCUGGUUUCACGUUUCCAACUGACGACUGCUUACGCAAAAUCUUCUGCGGUUGCUGCCAUGGGGGUGCGCUUUGCUAUUGAUAAGAUUGUUUCGUUACUGGCAGAGUCCAUGGGCUCAACGCUGUUGGAGUUAAAAUCACCAGCUUCGGAAGUAUUGACGGGUGGCCGCAAGGUCUUGAUCUGCUCAGCUGGUAAGGCGUCCGAUACGAUGCUGUUCCGAAUGCAGAUUGCCAUGCUCUUGUGGGGACAGGGCAUUGGCGCAGAUUAUCUUCACCCAGAGCCGCUGCACUUGGAAGACUUGGAAGACUACUGCGCUCAGCAAAAUGUACACUGGAUGGUGAUUGUCCAGAAGCAUAUGAUUCGAGAUAAGCAGCAAGUGAAGAUUCGUGCAGUGAAAAGCCAUUCUGAAGCUGACGUGGUUACGAAUGUGGCGUCGUUACCGGAAUGUAUCAGUGAAUUACUGGAGAACUUUGGCAAGAGUUCACAUGGCGAUACUGCGAACGGUGGUGGACGUGGAAAUAGCCAUUUUGGAGACAACAUGAGCAGCAAUAACAGCGGUGGCGGAGGCAAUUCCUCGUCGAAUGGAAAUACGCUGCAGCCAAUCUUCGACGUUCGGGUGGUCGAUGCCAAAUACCAAUCACGAGAUAGAAACUACCGCAACUAUCAGCUUGAUACGCAGAAGGUUCAGCGCCGAGUCUCCAAGUUUUGUCGGUUGACUUGCCCUUUGUAUUGGUACGCGAGAUGUCGUCGGCACUGA
Messenger RNA from Phytophthora infestans T30-4, 4185 nucleotides. RefSeq names its product eukaryotic translation initiation factor 2-alpha kinase, putative. Bases 1 to 4185 code for a protein of 1394 amino acids. Gene Ontology annotation, cellular component: cytosol. Lineage: Eukaryota; Oomycota; Peronosporomycetes; Peronosporales; Peronosporaceae. Gene Ontology annotation, biological process: regulation of translational initiation by eIF2 alpha phosphorylation; DNA damage checkpoint signaling. The transcript has 5 exons. Gene Ontology annotation, molecular function: ATP binding; eukaryotic translation initiation factor 2alpha kinase activity; protein binding. The record is from RefSeq and is a predicted model, not a curated record.